Fibroporia radiculosa is the source of this 1662-nucleotide messenger RNA. RefSeq lists its product as uncharacterized. NCBI's taxonomy places the organism in Eukaryota, Fungi, Basidiomycota, Agaricomycetes, Polyporales, Fibroporiaceae. The transcript has 5 exons. Bases 1 to 1662 code for a protein of 553 amino acids. The record is from RefSeq and is a predicted model, not a curated record.
AUGGCUGGUCAACCUACCAUGCUCAAGCUCUUCGGAAUCCGCUCUCGCUCUCGUUCCCCUGCUGGCGAGAAGAAGGAGCCCACAUCUGAACCUCCCGUCGAGCACCACGACGCGGUGGCUGGCAGUGACCAUCAAGCUGAAUCGCAUACGAGCGACGCAGAGCAUACUCCCGAUACCCAUAUAGACGCUGCGACUCACAGUUCACCACUCUCAGAGGCGAAGACACCUGCUUCCCCUUCUACGGCUGGCUCCGGAGGAGAGGAGCAACAGAAUUCCAAAAGGCCUACUGAGAAUGCUCAGCGACGCUUCUCAUGGCUGCCCCUCGGGAAGGGUGCCAACCCAGAGGUCAAGCCUACAACCCAGGAGCAGGAGAAGAAACCCGUGGUAGAGCAACCAGCAUCCAGGCCGACGAUAGCCCGCACGCGCUCCGAGAAGCAAGCUCAGCAGUCCGCAUUGGUCCUUCGCGAACUCAUCGUCGGCCCAUCUUCGACUGCAUCCAGCAAGUCCAAGUCCAAGUCCAAGGCUACAUCUGGUGCUGAUGUAGAUAAGGUCAAGGCGCAGCUGGGACGGCCAAAGUCAGCGAACAAGGUGAUUGCGCAGCUCCGGCAGCUGUCGUCUUCAGACGAGCCUGUUGUAGUGGGGACAGGUCCGAACGGGGAAAAGCUAACCGCUGUCCAAAAGGGACCCAUCCAUGCCGUAUGCCUACCGUAUCGCGAUGCAGAAGCACACGAGCGCCAUUUCUCCCAGCUCGCGCAAAAUAAGGCGACAACGGCCGCAUCUGCACAACCCCCGAAGACGACAGACACGAAGACGAGUGUACAUAGCGUUCAUGUAGAGUCGACAACUACGACCGCAGAGGUCGUCAGUGUUGCGAACGCAUCUAUCACCACGCUGAAAACCGUCUUCUCAGAGAUGAAUCUUGUCAGCCUUAUCACGACACCUGACCUUGGCCUCAAUGGACCUCCGGACGGCCCAGGGAUAUUGAGCGGCGCAUUGCCCACAGCUCAGAUAAUUCUGGAAGGUGUAGAACAGAUCACGCCCCAGCUGAUGGCGCUAGGGUAUGCCACAGGGAAAGCAGUGAUGCCUGACCAUGCUGGUGUUCACCCUCCUACGGAUCGAAUGUCGGCGAUCACCUAUUGGUGGGGCUUUGAGAUUGUGUUACCCCCGCCCUCAUUGGAAUAUCUCCAGAAUGUUCCCUCGAUCACCCAUGCUGUCAUCAAUUUCCUGACCGCCUUGUCUUUGGUCGAAGGAGGUGUACGCGAAAUCAUGCCUUUCAUUCGUUACAUUUCCCAGUUCAUUGAUACUGAGUUUAACAUGAUCCAAGGCGAGGAUCAGGGCCAAGGAGUUGUAUGUGCUGCCACUUGGAUUAUGCCCGCUGCAUUGGUCCCACGACCUUGGGAUUUCUCGCCUCCUCCUAAGGCAGCAUCAAUAGACACGUCAGCGGAGAAGCCCACAUCCGAUACAGCUACUUCUACGCCUGCAAUCGCUCCUGCGAAUAUGUCGGUACCAACAAUCGUCGUCGCAAGCGAUACGCAGGAUCAGAAGGUUGAAACGGCUCCGCCCCAGAUUGAGCUGACUUCAGUACCAUCCCCCUCCUCGGAAGUUCCCAAGGCUACAGCGGAGAAUGAGGCCGGUCCCGCCGCAAUUGCACUGGCCGCGUGA